AUGAGCCAAUACAUAUCCUCAUUCCUCAUCGAUCCCGUCGUUCGCCAAGCCCGCAGGUUUUCCCGUUCCAAUACUGAGUCCCCGCAUCCUACAAAUCUACGGCCAUCUCUUACUAGCAAUGAAGAGCCAUCCUUUUCACACUUCGAAUCUCCGGCGGCAGCAGCUACGGCAGUGCAGGAAGAGCCGCCUCAUGUGAACAUCGUGACCGAUGUGAAUCUCUUGACUACCAUCACUGGUGAUCCCGAAGUUGUCUCACCGACAUCUGUCGAGGAUAGAGAUCAUCAUGCUUGGCCACGGCAUGAACUGCCAAAUUCGACUGCAUUUCCUUUGGCAAAUACAGACAACCUUGAGCAUUCAGUGAAUCCAAUAUCAUAUAUUGUGACCGCUGCAGACGAGGUCUCAAAUCCUCUACUCCAUAGAGUACCUGAUAGAUUAAGGUCCACAACAUCCUCGUUCAGCAAUUCAUCACGCUCCCUUAUCGAUGCAAACAUGUCACCAGCAGAUGGGUCCGACCAGUCGUCUAGAACAAACACACCGGAUACUAGGGGUCGUGGUGAUAGUGCCGGCAGUGGAGUUGGAGAUAGAUCUUUGCCAGAAGACGAUGGAAUGGGCCCUAUGCGGAAGCGUAUCAUUGCAAUACAAAGAACCGAUAGCUCAAAUGAGGAGAAGGCGAGAUUGGUACAUGGCCUGAUGACGGAGAAGCACAAUUCUUCACAACAAAGCCUACACGGACCUCACUUCCCUAGAGCGCAUUCACCCGGAAGCCGUCGUAGCUCGGAUCGACCGUGGACACCUUCUUCUCCCAAGUCAACUGAAAGCUUGAGGCAAACCUUAUCACCGCCAACGUCAUCAUCAUCGAACGGUGAUGAGCCAAAUCCUUUCCAGCUGUCACCUGAUGACUUGAAACCUACAUAUUAUCAGAAGCCACUCCCAGUCUUAAAAGAUGGAGACCAUGAAGGAUCGUCAAUGGAAAUCGAGGAGGUGACGAAGGCUCUAGGAUGUGAACAUUAUAAACGAAACAUCAAAUUACAAUGUUCCGCUUGCAACCGAUGGUAUACUUGCCGCUUCUGCCAUGAUGCGGUAGAAGAUCAUAUGCUCAACCGGAGGGAGACAAAGAAUAUGCUAUGCAUGCUUUGCGGCUGCGCACAACCGGCGUCGGAAGAGUGCGCGCUUUGUAGCGAGCGAGCGGCCUGGUAUUACUGCGAUGUGUGCAAGCUUUGGGAUGACGAUCCUGAGAAGAGUAUAUACCAUUGCAAUGAUUGCGGCAUAUGUCGGGUGGGCAAGGGCCUAGGAAAAGAUUUCUUCCACUGCAAAACGUGUUGUGUAUGCAUGUCCGUAUCGAUUCAAGACACCCAUCGCUGCAUCGAACGUUCCACUGACUGUGACUGCCCUAUAUGCGGCGAGUACAUGUUCACGUCCCCUCAAACUGUGGUGUUCAUGAAGUGCGGUCACAGCAUACAUCAUCGAUGCUAUUACGAACACAUGAAAAGUUCCUAUAAGUGUCCGAUCUGCAGUAGAAGUAUUGUCAAUAUGGAGUGGCAAUUCAGGCACCUGGAGCGAGCGAUUGAAACUCAGCCGAUGCCACCAGAAUUUCAGGACACAAAAGCCUGGGUAUACUGCAAUGAUUGCAGCGCAAAGACAUCGGUCAAAUACCAUUGGCUCGGAUUGAAAUGCGCGGUUUGCGACUCUUACAAUACAGCGCAACUGCAGAUUCUCGCUGGCCCAGAUAGAGGUGGAGAGCCUGCACAAGCGCAGGAUGCUCCUCAGAGCAUUGCAGAUCCCUCUAUUGUCUCGAGGUCGAACUCUCGCGGGAGAUCUAGGCAACCCACAACCAUUUCGCGCCGGCCAACAACUUCCGCUCCGCCGUCAGGUAGCAUCCAAAGUCUCCUCGAGAGUAGUGCAUGGCCGAACCUACGGGACCGCAACGCACACUCUGUCGCUCCGGAUACUGUACCUUUCGCGCAGCCAAGCCCGGCGGCUAGUAGUAGUGACGCCGACGACUCAAUGGAUACAGAUGAAGACUGGGAGAGUGAAAUGGAGUUUUGGGGCGGUGAAAGUCCCAGAUCAAGACACACUUCUCCAACCCUAGAUCAUGAGAUGGCUAUUGGUGACGGCAGUGAAGAAGAAGAUGGCGACGAUAGCGCGGACGAAGAUAUGAGUGAUGAUGCAGAAGAGGAUGAGGCUGAUGAGUACAACCGAAUGGACAUUUUCGGACAUCGGUAA
Letharia columbiana is the source of this 2223-nucleotide messenger RNA. RefSeq lists its product as uncharacterized. Gene Ontology annotation, molecular function: ubiquitin protein ligase activity; zinc ion binding. NCBI's taxonomy places the organism in Eukaryota, Fungi, Ascomycota, Lecanoromycetes, Lecanorales, Parmeliaceae. Gene Ontology annotation, cellular component: nucleus. The coding region runs from base 1 to 2223 and encodes 740 amino acids. Gene Ontology annotation, biological process: protein ubiquitination; ubiquitin-dependent protein catabolic process. The record is from RefSeq and is a predicted model, not a curated record. The transcript has 3 exons.